AAGAGGGGCGUAUCCGGUCGAGGAGGAGGAAGAAGAGGAUGAGGUUGCCACAGGAUACAGCUGAGCCACGAAACAGCUGAGUCAGAGUCACAAGGAGGAGCCACACCAGCAGCUUACUCUGUCCACUUCCAAGGAGAUUCUUUUGACACCUGUGCUUCUGCUGCUCAGGCAAGGAUGUAUGCUCUAGUGACGGUGGUGGCGCUCCUGCUGGUUGGGUCCAGAGCUGCGCCGGCUGCCGAUGAAAUAAAAAACCUGCCUGGCCUGAACCAUGACAUUUCCUUCAAACACUACAGUGGAUACUUGAAUGGGGUGGAAGGGAAGCACCUACACUAUUGGUUCACUGAGUCAUCCCGUGACCCUGUGAAUGACCCAGUGGUGCUGUGGAUGAAUGGUGGCCCCGGUUGCUCAUCCAUGGAAGGCCUCCUGGCUGAGCUGGGCCCCUACCUCAUUAAUCCCGAUGGCAAGACACUGAGGAAGAAUAAGUACGCAUGGAACACCAUGGCAAAUGUGUUGUUCCUUGAGGCCCCAGCUUGUGUAGGGCUGUCUUAUGAUGACAAUGAUAACUGCUCAACUGGAGAUGACGAGACUUCACUGGGUAACUACCUUGCCCUUCAAGACUUCUUCAAGAACAAGUUUCCAGAAUACAGAAACAACAGCUUUUUCAUCACGGGAGAGUCCUAUGGAGGCAUCUAUGUGCCUACCCUGGCCGUGAGAGUUCUGAAAGGACAGGAUCAGUUCCCAAUCAAUCUGCAAGGUUAUGCCAUUGGUAAUGGAUUGUCCAGCUAUGAACUCAAUGACGAUUCAAUCAUCUUCUUUGCUUACUACCACGGCCUCUUUGGUGAUGACCUUUGGACCCGCCUGGUGGAGCACUGCUGCACCGGUGGCCGUCCCACCAGACAAACCUGCAACUUCUCCAACUCCAAGUGGCCGAUGUGUUCCCAGGUGGUCCAGAAAGCCUCCGACAUCAUCUACAACGAGGGACUGAACAUGUACAACCUGUAUGACAAUUGCCCACACACAACGGCAGGCAAGUUUUCCCGCCACGAAGCAGACCUGUCAAACAUUCUGAGGCAGCACGACUUCCACAGCACCUUGAUGCUCAGGGCAAAGAACAAAAAACCUGUUCAGCUGGACCCUCCCUGCACCAACGGGACAGACCUCCUCAUGUACCUCAACACUCCUGAGGUGCGCAUGGCCCUCCACAUCCCACUGGACGUCAAGAAGUUUGAGCUCUGCAAUGACGAGGUGAACUUCAAAUACCAGCGUGAGUACUCCACCAUGAGGCCCCAGUACGAGUUCCUGACGAGCCGGGUGCGAGGACUCAUCUACAACGGAGACAUCGACAUGGCCUGCAACUUCCUGGGAGACGAGUGGUUUGUGGAGAGUCUUGGUCUUCAGGUGAAGGAGGGCCGCAGGAUGUGGCACCAAGGAGGUCAGGUCGGAGGCUUUGUUAAGCGCUUCACCAAUCUGGACCUUGUGACCGUGCGCGGGGCGGGACACAUGGUGCCCGAGGACAAGCCAGCACCCUCCCUCCAGAUGAUCACUUCCUUCCUGUUCAAUAAGCCGUACUAGGAGGGGGGCUGCACACACUGCAAAAUGCUUGUGAUCCACUGGUUGUGAGUUCUUGAUAGGUUCUUUAUAAUUAGUUACAGUGAAGUUUGAUCGCAAGGCACCAUUAUUUUAAUUUUGUUUUAUAUUGUUAAAAAUCAGCAAUACUGUGUUAAUGACAAUUCAUAUAAAUGCUAUUUUUACUAUUUUCAUGACAAUAAGAUCUUAUAAUCCAAAGAAUACUCAAGUGUCUACUUAGGCCCAGUUUCAAGAACUUAUCAUUGUGUCCCCGGCAGGGCAUCAGUAUUGAACGUAACAUAAUGGUUGUAUGAUCUCUGUUUUGUGCCCAGCAUCAUGUGCACCGUUGGGUGCCCGGGUCAGAUCUCCAACCUCUGGGGUGCCUGGUGAACUUCUUGGCACUCACCAGAUGGUAAACUCAGUGGCUGGGCACAAAAUGCCACAUCAUGUGCACAUGGCAAAUGUUAAAUUCAUGAAACUGGUUAAACAAAUGUACUCUGUCUUGAUAUUACUUAGAAAUUAUCCGGGUCAUUUUCAUGACAAAAGAUGUCUUGUAAUGCUAAGGAUAUUCAAGUGUUAACUAACUACCAACCAGGUGAGCAAAUGUACUCUACUAUUAGAUUUAUUAUUUUUAUUAAAAAUUUCAAGUUCAUAACUCCUUAUGCUAAGAAUACUUAAGUGUCUGGCAAUGCUUGGUUCUUACUUGUUAGCAAACAUUACUGAAAACAACCGCUGUACUUGAGAUUAAUAAAUUUUCCAUAAGUU
Eriocheir sinensis (Chinese mitten crab) is the source of this 2331-nucleotide messenger RNA. Its product is annotated as lysosomal protective protein-like. NCBI's taxonomy places the organism in Eukaryota, Metazoa, Arthropoda, Malacostraca, Decapoda, Varunidae. Gene Ontology annotation, molecular function: serine-type carboxypeptidase activity. The transcript is spliced from 10 exons. Gene Ontology annotation, biological process: proteolysis. Bases 175 to 1572 code for a protein of 465 amino acids. The record is from RefSeq and is a predicted model, not a curated record.